Molecule: messenger RNA, 297 nt
Organism: Staurois parvus
Lineage: Eukaryota; Metazoa; Chordata; Amphibia; Anura; Ranidae
Source: the annotation of a GenBank genome assembly
UGUAGGUGGCACUUCUGGGCACAGGUGUGUGGCACUGCUGGGCACAGGUGGGUGCACUGCUGGGCACAGGUGGGCGGCACUGGUGGGUGGCACUGCUGGGCACCAAUCAUCGUGGCACUGAUCAUCAGUGCCCUGAUGAUCGUGCCCAGCAGUGCCGCCCAGCUGUGCCACCCAUCUAUGCCCAGCAGUGCUGCCCUCCUGUGCCCAUCAGUGCCACCCACCUGUGCCCAUCAGUGCCACCCACCUGUUACACUCAGCAGUGCCACCCACCUGUGCCCUGCAGUGCCACUCAUCAGU